GGUAGAGGACGGACGUGUGUCCUCGCGGGUGUGUGCGUGUGACUCUGACUCUUCCUCUUUCUCCGUCUCUCGCAGUGACUCGGUGUUUUGUGUUAUCCAUAGUCUAAUUCCCAUACUGCUCCUCCUCUCGCCUUAUUUCUCUCUUUUCUAUUCUUUCUCUCCUCAAUUCGCCCGUACUGAUAUCAAAAGACUUUUGAGUAGCAGUUCGCCUGUCAAAGUUUUCCCUAAAAAUCAUCGCUAGUGACCCGAUCUAGAACCCACUACCAUUUAAUCAACCGACGAGUUCUACUGUAGCAAACCUACAUGUCAUGAGCUUUGACGGACGAUCCUCACUCCAGCGAAGGAAGUCAUGGCGAAAGUUUGUGGAAAAUAUGAAAAUGAAAUUUGCACAAAUUCUACUUUUCAAUUAACCAAGACUCCGAAAGAACCCUCACCACCUUCCUAGAUUUAUUUUAUGGUAAAACAAUGAAGAAAUCUGAUGAUUUUGGCAAGCUUAGGAGCAUCAUACCUUUACUAAUAAGUUACAGUUCGAGUGGUGUGUAAGACAGAACAAUCAACAGUCAACUUAAAGGUGCUGAUAAGUGUAGCUCGGGUGCCUUGACCAUUUUCGAGAUUUAAUACAACGAAGAUUUUUUUUUUUUUUUUUUUUUUUUUUUUUUUUAUAAUGUGACCAGACCCUGGCAACUUCUCAAAAACGUUUGACUGAUAUACUGUGCAUCUGAAAUCUGCUUCACCCCCUUCCACGAGCUACCCCUUCGCACCCACAUUUUUUUUCUCUUCUUGUUUAGUUCGGACUACUAAAAGAGUGUAAUAAACCAUGGAAAACAUAUCCUUCUCUCCUGAGCCUGGACUUUGUUCAGGAAGUCUAUGUCCGUUUCAGUCCAACGAAUUCAAGAUGUUGGGGGGGCGUGCGGACCCGGGAACCAGCUUGGACGAUGAGAUGAAUGACCAAUUGGAGUCUUUUCUGAAAAGCUCCGUGCUUCCUACUGGCGCUAACCAGACCCUCUCAUGGUCCGUGAUCAUGAGCAUCUUGCAGGAAACCAACCAGAAGAGUUAUCUCGGUACUACAGCUAAAGUGUCUCUCAUCAUCGUGUACACACUUCUCAUAACUGUCGGGAUCCUCGGCAAUCUCAUUGUGGCCUUCGUUAUUGGUCACCGUCCAGAGCUCCGAACAGCAAGGAACGUUUACAUCGUCAACCUUACUGUGUCUGACGUCAGCAUGUGUCUGGUGUGUAUGCCCUUCACGUUAGUGAACCUGUUGCAUAAAAAGUGGAGUCUUGGCAACUUCAUUUGUAAGUUGGUGCCUGUCUUGCAAUGCACGAACAUACUGGUAUCGACGGCAACGAUCGUGGCCAUUGCGGCAGACCGCUAUCUGACUAUUGUGUGUGUGCAGCGAAACAGGGAUGCGCGAGCGUAUGUACCGUGGUCAGUGGCAGCGAUCUGGGUGGUAUCUUUGCUAUUUCCGCUGCCACUUUUCGCUUACUACUUUGUGGACCGUGUGGAAAUCAAAGACUACAUUUUGAUCGAGAGGUGUGUGGAGUCGUGGUCGUCACCAAUAGUCAAGUAUGCAUGGAACAUGACCCUCAUCAUCAUGCAAUAUAUCAUCCCAAUUGUGGUGCUGAGCUUCGUACAUGGACGCAUCCAGAAAUACCUGAGCACUCAUCAGAUGUCGCAGCGGGAUGCCCGGCGAGCCCAGCGUGAAAUUGAGCGCAACAGAAGGACCACUGUCCUACUUACAUCUAUUGCUGUCACCUUCGCCAUCUGCUGGUUACCGUGGCACGUCGUCAACCUGCUCGCUGACUUCAACUAUCCAGGUUUUAGUGAACCAGAGUAUUUCUACAUGGUCUUUGGCUCCUGUCAUGCCGUCGCCAUGAGUUCCGCCUGCAUCAACCCUGUACUGUAUGGCUGGCUGAACACAAACCUCAGACAGGAGCUCACGCAGGUUAUACCAAAGCUACUGCGAAAGGCUUCGUGUCCUUUUCGACAAACCGAUGAAAGCGGCAGUCCUGUCGUUGGCGUCCCCGUGGUGGAAAGCGUUUCCUUGCUGGUCUACAAGCCCAAGGAAAAUCCGAAAGGGAAGAGGCCACUGGAAGAACUAACGGAAUUCACUUUCGAAGAACAAGCGACACCUACGGUCCCCCCCAUCGCGACAGGCUUCUCGAGUAACAAAGAUUGAAGCGUCCUUUAUUGCAGCUAACUGCGACGAUUACAUCACAAGGAAGAGAACGUUUUUGCUAAAGGAGGAAGAAGUUAAGCACCCUGGAAGACCGAAAGAAAUAUUUUCAAUAAAUUGCAAAUGUAUACAUUGUACAGUAUUUCCCUAAAAAGUCCACCUACCCCCGCGCCCCAUACACGGACACAAAUACCAACACACGCAUAGAAACAA
Messenger RNA from Penaeus chinensis, 2386 nucleotides. RefSeq names its product neuropeptide Y receptor type 6-like. The transcript is spliced from 5 exons. The coding region runs from base 818 to 2176 and encodes 452 amino acids. The record is from RefSeq and is a predicted model, not a curated record. Gene Ontology annotation, cellular component: membrane. Gene Ontology annotation, molecular function: neuropeptide Y receptor activity. Gene Ontology annotation, biological process: G protein-coupled receptor signaling pathway. NCBI's taxonomy places the organism in Eukaryota, Metazoa, Arthropoda, Malacostraca, Decapoda, Penaeidae.